CGCGGUACCAACAUGGCGGCAGGCAGGGUGGAAUCCGAAGGUAGAAAAAGCCGGGAAAGCGAGUCUCAUGUGGAGGAUGAAGAAGUAGAGGAAGAAGAAGAAGAGCCAGACUUUAGUGACCCAGAGAACUUUGUCGAUGAUAUUUCCGAUGAAGGUAACUAUACAUUAUUUAAUCAUGUUGACAGAUGUCGAAUGCGGCGUCAAGGAUAAUAAUGAUAAUCUGAUGUCAUGUCAUGUUAUUUGGCCCGGCUGUGCCUCGUUAGUUUUGUAGGUUGUCUUCUGGGUGAAAUUUUUUAGGGAAAACAAUCUUAAUUACGGCAUAAAUGUUAAAAAUGUUUAGGCAUAUCUCGAAAUCAAUUGAAAAAUAUAAAUAUAAAUUCAUUAAGCUACCUCAAAUUCUAUAAGAUGACAAAUGAAAAAGUUUCAGGUUUAGGCUGGGCAGGCUAGUUAGUCCAUAUUCCAAUAUUGCCAACCAUAUUGACCAUAUGUCACUUGAUGUCAAUGUUGAGUUUGGUACCUCGGAUUGGGGGGUGGGUGUUAAGGUCUAGAUUAUGUUAUAGUUAAUCCAUACAAUUUGCUGGUUUUUUAUUGAUAUCAUUUGUUUAAUUUUACUGUAGUGCCGGCCAUAAAUUUAAUAUAAUCACCGGAACACAAAAACUAAUACGUCACAGAUGAGGAAAGCAAUUAUUUAAUCAACAAAGGUGACAUAGUAUGCAAUUUUCCAAAGAUACUGUGUAGCUGUACGCCAUAUUGUAGAACAAGUUUUUUUUACAUUUUUGACAUGCACAGAUCGGUGGGUCCACUAGUUUUAAAGUACCUACAGUAAUAAUUAUUUAAAUGUAUUAGUCUUGUGCUAUAUAACUUUAUAGCCUCUACACGGAAGCAAGAAUAUUAACAGACUCCAAUGUAAGAAUAGUUGUUUAAAUAGCCCUUCCAACUGGAACAGCUGGAUUUUUUUUCUUGGCCGACGCUCAAGUGGUAGAUUACCGAUUUAGAUUAUCAUUAGUGACAUUAGGCAGGUCAUAUAACAUUAGAUAAAUACAAAUUAUUAAAUAUUUUGAUGUGAACAAUGGUUAUAAUUGAAUAUUUCACAAGUUUUGGCAUCUUCCAACAUUAAAAAAAGUCGAAAUGGGGCAGGGUGAACGGCUAAUCCUAGUUACGAUUGUCACGACUUAUUUUCCAGGGAGUGACUUCCCUUUGUUUAUUUUUUACUAAAUUAUUUUAGGGAUCGAUUUAGGGUUUCAGGUUAGGCAUGUGGAUCGAUUUAGGGUUUCAGGUUAGGCAUAGGGAUCGAUUUAGGGUUUUAGGUUAGGCAUAGGGAUAGAUGACUUCACGUGACAUAUUAACCAAGAUGGCGGCCAUUGAGAAAAUAGUGGCAAUCGUAGUCAAAAUUUACAGGGGGACCUUAUGGUAAUGCAGGUCACUUUGAUGAGCAUAACUAAUGACCAUGGCCGACAUGUAACAGCUCAAUGAGAAUCUGCACAAAUAUACCUCAUUACAUUUUACAGAGGAAUUAAUAUGAACAACUAAAAAUUUAAAUGUCAUGCGAAAUUUUGUAGGAAAAGAUACCUUAGCCUUUAAUAUACUCAUGAAUUUCAAAUAUUGAAGACAUGCGCAUGGUUAAAAGUGCUAUUUUAUUUGUUGAAAAGGAAGUCUGAACAUUUCAACAUUAUUUCACAUUCACAUAUAUAUAUCCCCUUUCAAUAAUACAACUAUAAACAGAACCAUUUCUGGGGAGGGGAGCCUCCACCCCCCUCAAGACAGAGCUAAAUUUCAAAACUAUUGAAAGACGGAACCAUGGCCAGUAGUUAUUGUAUUGAAAAAACUGCAAAUAAAGAAAGAAGCCAAAAUCAACCAUCUAGCGCUAUUAUUUUGUGAGCUAUGAAUCUUUAAAGUGCGAGUUCAUUUGAAUUUUAAAAAUAUUAUAUGGACCAUACGCCAGAAGUCUGACCUGAUUCCGCUUAUCGCAGCACAAGCAAUAACUCUAAAGAUAAUUAGGUACAGUUUUUAUUUUCAGGAUUAAAGCAAUUUUAAAACCGAUGUAAGCUAUGCACUUUGCAUAGUAUGAUUCAUUAUCAGUUAAUUAAAUAUGAUAUGGCUGUACUGAUUAGGAAGUCUAAGGCUUCCAUCUUCAAUUAUAAUUCCAGAGUAGGUGUUAUCUCAUUGCGCACUGCGGUGCUCUCAUUUGCUGCUUCCCACACCUUACUCGCCAAUUGCGCACAAAACAACACAUUUGUAACCCACCUUGCUCAUUGGCAAAUUGCAAGUAAUGCCGAAGUGAGGCAAUUGAUGGUCAAGACAACUAAGCAUUUGUGGUUAUUGUAGAUUAUGCACCUCUUACCAUAUAAUACAUGCACAAUGCUGUUGUAUUGUCAUUGGCCCAGCCAGCUUUAUUAGGCUAUAAAGAAAGUCUAUACUAAGGCAGUGUGUCCAUCUGAAAAAUAAUACUAAUAGGCACUACUUAUUUGGAACUUUCAACUUUUUCACAUGACUACUAAUCAAUUACAGCGGUUUCACCGACCAGUAGUUUUAAUAGUGUUUGCAUAUGGCCAUCUCUUUUAAAUGAAACUCUGAGAAUUUAUAUAUAGUAAAGUCAUAUGCAAGUGAUGUAAUUGUUGCCCAUGACUAAGGUUCUGCACAAAGUAAAUUAUAAUAAUAUAUAUUAUUUUUAAAAUUCAAGCAGUUACAGGUUUGAAUGCCUAUUUCUACAGUAUCACAGUGACAAUUGUAAUUACGAUUAAUAUAAAUUUUAUUUCAGACCUUUUGGGUGAUAUAUUACGUAAGCGACCAAAGCCAUCUGACAGUGUUGACUCAGUAAUUAUUGUCGACUGUAUUCCUAAAGUUGGGAAAGAGAGAUUGGACAAGUUAAAAAAUGUUAUAAAAAAAUUAUUUUCCAAGUUUGGUGCUGUGGUAAAUGCGUUUUAUCCACUUGACGAUGAAGGAAACACAAAGGGGUAAGAAUUAUUUAACAUUUCAAAUUUUGUUUAAAUCCUUUAAAACCAAUAUAAGCCUUAAAGUAAGCAAUAUAUAUUUUUUGUUGUUUAUUAUGCAUAUAAUUAUCAAAAUAAUUCUAUAUUUUAGGUAUAUGUUUUUGGAAUUUUCUUCUCCACAAAAUGCUCAUGAAGCUGUCAAGUUGACCAAUGGCUACAAGCUUGACAAACAGCAUUCUUUCAAAGUUAACCAUUUUUCAGAUUUUGAAAAGUAAGUGUUUUUUUUCCCCGCUUACAACUAGCAUGCAUGACAGCAAGUAAAAUGAGGAAAUUAUGAAAACAUCCUUGCUAAUUGUACCAGCUUACAACUUUAAAAUAAUUUUCCCAAUAAUAUUUAAGUAUUUAAUUUGUAUAAAAAUAAAUUUCAGGUAUGUUAAUAUACCAGAUGAAUGGACGCCACCAGAUCCAAAGGCGUAUCAAGACUUGGUAAGAAGUGUUAAAUUGUUAAUUUGUGCUAUAAGUGCGAUGGUUAUUUAAAAUUGUUUAUGAUGAUAACUAGACACCUCUUAUCUGAUGUGACCAUGAGAGAUGCAAUGUAUCUGACACAAUUUAAUUUUAAAAACUUUAAUACAAAUGUGGCACAAGAUAUUUUUUUUUUCAGUCUGUUAAUUGCAGAAUUUUAAAAUUAAAAAACAAAAAAGCUUAAACUCAAGUUUCAGUAUUAUUUUCAAUGCAUUUUUACCUAAGAUGACUAGCUCUCAGUUAUGCUUGGGUUAAUAUACUUUGAUUAUGCAGUCAUUCAAUAUAAUCAAUCCAUUAUUAGUGCGCCACAGGCUGUUGUUGAAAAUUGGUUCUUAAGAUUCAUGAUUUUCACAUAUUUGUGAAUGACAAGGGACUAAUCAUUCUCCACAAAGUCAAAAUAAGUUGUAUUUUUUCAUGUUGCAUACUUCAUACUUGUUUGUUGAAACACAGAAUUUAUAUUUUGUCUAAAAGGAAAUACAUUUUAUUGUUAAAGAAAAAUACAGCUACGAAAUUUAUAUUUUUGUUAAUUUGAAAAAUUAAAGAAUUAAAAUUAUUCCACAUUGUAUAACAUUUGUGUUACAUUUUCUUUUCUAAAAUACUCUAUUUUAGGGAAAUCUGCGUAGCUGGUUACAAAAUAAAGAAUGCUUUGAUCAGUUUAGCGUCAUAUAUGGUGAAGGAGAGAAGACAGCUAUUUUUCUCAAUAGUCCAGAACCAUCGAAAACUGAAGAGAGGGCUGUAAGUUUUUUCUCUUUGUUACUCUACAAUUGGUACAAAGUCUUGCAAAUUAAGUUACAUUUCUAUAUCAUUAGAAGUAACUGAUAUUCUUUGUUGAAAUAAUUUUAAAAAAUGUACAUGCUUUAAUCUUAUAUCUACUAGCGUUGGACGGAGACAUAUGUUAGGUGGUCACCUCAAGGUACCUAUCUUGCAACAUUUCAUGUCAAGGGCAUUGCACUUUGGGGUGGUCCAAAGUUUUCUCAGAUAAUGAGAUUUAGUCAUCCAGGAGUGCAACUCAUUGACUUCUCACCAUGUGAAAAGUAAGUCUUUUUUUAAACAAAGUUUUUCAAAGGGAAAUUGAUGAUUCAAGUUUAUAGUCAAUGAAUAAAGUGAUAUUAUUUGAAAAGAUCAUGGUGUCAGCUUUUAUUGUUGUUUUAACUUGAACUACACAUUGUUUUAAUUUGCUUUAUUCUGUUUUGUAACACCAUUUCAGGUACUUAGUUACUUUUAGCCCACUUCAAGAUAGCCAUGAAGAUCCACAGGCAAUCAUUAUUUGGGAUAUACGUUCAGGUGUAAAGAAGAGAGGCUUUCAUUGUGAAAGUAGAAGUACUUGGCCUAUAUUUAAGUAAGAAAUUUGUUUGUGUUUUGCUUUCUUUUACCAUUAACAUUAUUGAAUGAUGAUAACUAGACACCUCUUAACUGAAUAAAGAGUGAGAGAUUCUUUAUAUCUGACAUGGUACAAAGUAAUAUCUUUUUAUAAUGCAUUUUAAGAUUGAUAAUUUAACAUUAUUAUUUUUCUGCUAUAGGUGGAAUUUUAAUGGAAACUACUUUGCAAGAAUAGGUGAAGAGGCUAUUAGCAUAUAUGAGACACCUGUGAGUUCAUAAUUUGUCAUUCAUUGUUACACUCAUUGUUAACUUUUAAUUUUUAAAAUAUUUUAUGUCUAUAAGAAAAAUAAAUGAAAGAGGUUCAUUAAGGCAAGUGAUGUUCACAAACACCAUCUUUCGCAUGAUAUAAAAUUGAUUAUAAUCAUUAUUGUGCUGAUGCCAUCAAAACUUUACUAGUCUCUUGUUAAAUCUUUGGGAAAGCACAGCAGUGAUGAGUAUGUAACGAUAAUAAAUGAAAUGUUUAGUUUAAAAAAAUUUUGAAUCAGACUUAGCUGGUAGCUCUACUAUUUUGCAUCACUGAUGGAGAAAGGAAAAUGACGAGUCGUCUGGCUUUGUCAUAUGAGUAAUUUUAUAAAUCGAAGUGCUCUUUUUAAGUGGUAUUGUAUUGUACCAGCAAUUCUUUUCAUAUCCAUUUUUUUCCCCUCCAGUCUUUUGGUCUUCUUGACAAGAAAAGUUUAAAAAUACCAGCUGUCAGGUGCGUGCAGGUUUUAAAAUACUUGUAUUGUGAUAUCUUUAAGUUAAUCAUUUAUAUAAUUGUCCUAAGUUAACAUGGUAUGUUCAUUGCAACCAAUAAUUUAAUGUUAAUUGCUAACAUAAUAUUCAUUACUUUGUAGGGAUUUUUCCUGGUCCCCCACUGAUGACAUAAUUGCAUAUUGGGUCCCAGAGCAACCUAACACACCUGCACGUGUCACAUUGAUUGAGAUUCCAAGUAGAAAGGAACUGUGUGUUCGCAAUUUGUUUAAUGUUGCUGACUGCAAGAUGCACUGGCAGAAAAGUGGAGACUAUCUUUGUGUAAAAGUUGACCGUUACAAAACAAAAAAAACUGAUGACAAGGAUCAAAUUAAAUAUAGUGUAAGACCCUUUUUUUUUUAAAAUAUGGUAUGUACGUACAUCUUCUACAGGGGUGUCGGCAAAUCAUUAUUUUUAGAAAAGCAAUUACCAGUUUAUUGUACUGGCUGCAGUCAGAAAGUGUGUAUUUGUUUUAGUAACCUUUUUUUUUUUUUUUUUUUUUUUUUUUUUUUUUUGGUAGUGUUUGUGUUGUUACAUGUUAUUUUGGUUAAAGAGUAAAUGAUGUUACACAUCACCAUCUUUCGGCUGAAAAAUGUGAUGCCAUCUUACUGUGCUGAUACUCUAUUAAUGUAGCAUAGUUUAAUAGUUUAGAUCACUUAAUAAUCCUAAUAGCUACAUUGCACUGAUUUAUUAUUCUUUGUUGUUCCCUAUAACCAUGCCAGAGCCAUGAUUAUUGUUUGUUUAUUAACAUUUUAAAAAAACUAUGAAAAAGUUUUACUAUCAUUACUUUACAAUUUGAAAUAAUAAAAACCUUAUAUUUAACAUCGAUGGACAUUUAUGAAAAUAAAUUUCCUUUUUUUUUCCCCAGGGUAUCUAUUACAACUUUGAGUUGUUUAGAAUAAGAGAGAAGCAAAUACCUGUUGACAAAGUUGAGGAAAAGGGUAGGUGUUGUGUACUUAAUCAUAAUUAAGGAUAUAAUUUAUAUUUUCAAUGUGAUGAUAAAAAGACACCUCUUAUCUGAUGAUACACAUGAGAGAUCUUACAAAUCUGAUGGUUUUUGUCAGCUUGGUGAUAUAUUUUAUUUUAAAUUACUCUUUUUGAUAGCCCAAAAUUUAUUUUUUCUUUAUAUGAUUUUAAACAAUAAUGUGAGAAGCAGAGUUUUCUUUAACUAAAAAUUAUGUUUCUAGAGGCUGUUUUGGCAUUUGCUUGGGAACCGAUUGGUAACAAAUUUGCUUACAUCCAUGGAGAAGCACCCAGGAUAAAUGUUACAUUUUACAACAUACAACCAAAAGGAAAAGUGGAACUCAUAAGUAAGUUUCUUAUUUUUGUCGUUAAUUAGUUUUUCAAGUUUACUGUAAACAUUUUUUUAUGGUUUAUCUUUUAUAUUGGCAAAGUUUUAAAUAUUUAAUAGAUUGGGAUUAACCCUUUACAGUCCAAACCUAUUCAGCCUUGUCUACUCCCAGCGCCCAAGCAAAGGGACAUAACUCCAUUUUAAAUGAAGGUUCUUUAUCUAAUUAAUUUACAGAAAAUAAACUACAAGCAACAAACCCUUUACAGUCCAAACCUAUUCAGCCUUGUCUACUCCCAGCGCCCAAGCAAAGGGACAUAACUCCAUUUUAAAUGAAGGUUCUUUAUCUAAUUAAUUUACAGAAAAUAAACUACAAGCAACAAAAAUAAAAUAAAAAAUACCUAAAUACAAAGAAAUGAUUAAAUCAAAAGUUAAACCUAAAAAUAGUUUCAGAGACCCUCCCACUCAUGAAAUAGUGUAGCUUCAUUAGGCCUAAGUUCUUUCAAAAGUGUAUCCAAGGCUUAGAUAGCCAAUUUUUACAGCGAAAAAAUCGCGACUUUUAAAAAAAAUCACAGAAAAUCAGCCCCUAAGCACACCGCGGUCAAACCAGUAUCAAAAUAAAUGCCGACAACGAGGCUUUCUUCCGGUAGAACUAUAAAUAGUAAUGCGCAAUGGAUUUCCGCUGUGCUAAGAACGAAAGUAAACAACCUCGUAACAGGCGGGUUUGGCAGCAUCGGACUGUACGCUUAAGGAAAAAAUCGGCGCAUUUCGGGCGCAUCGGACUGUAAAGGGUUAAAAGUGAGUCAUUCUAUCUCUAUUUGGUUGAAUUUACAUAGUGAAGUUUUUUUUCUUUUACCAGAAACCCUUGAGAAAAGAUCUGCUAAUCACCUUUUCUGGAGCCCCAACGGUCAGUUUAUUGUUCUGGCUGGUCUCAGGAGGUGAGUAUUUAUUUGAGCCACUUUUGUUAAGUGCUCAAUGUUAUACCGGUACAGGAAGCUAUCUUAAUUAGAGAGUAGAUGAUGUUACACAUCACCAUCUUUCGGCUGAAAAAUGUGAUGCCAUCUUACUGUGCUGAUACUCUACAGCCUAAUAUAAUAGUGGCAAAAGUUUUUUACUAAAGAAUUCUAAUGGUUCCAUUGCACUCUUUAAUGUUCCCUGAAAACUUUCUUAGGGUGAAUCUGGUCAUUUUAGGAGUGACUCGGACCUGAUUACUCUUGCCAUUUUGGCGUGUAUGAUUUUGAGAUGUCUUUACGAUUGUUCGCCAAGACCUGGGAUUUUAAGAGACCUGAUUGAAAAUAUAAACAUUCCCGUAGUUUUUUUUCGCUGAAAAAGUCAUGAACAGUACAUUUUUAACAGUACAUUUUUGGUUGAUUGUUUUAACUUGCAUUGGCAUUAAAUGCCAAGCAGUGAAUGGGUUCUGAUAUAUGAUUGUUUGGGGACCAUCUGUUUGCCCUGAGAAGGGAAUGGAGUGGUGUUUAUUUUGAUUUUGUGUAUGGGUGGGGUCUAAUAUAUUUAAGUCGAAAAUCAAAACUGACACAUUUUUGUAAUGUUAGUGGUGAUGGACAUAUUUUCAUAUUGAACUCGCUAAGAACGACAACAGUGAUAUUAGCAUAGUUGCCCUGGUGAAAAUUUUUGUCGCUGCAAUCCAUAUAGUCCAUACACAUCAGGCUCCCUGCGUUAAAUUAAUGAAAUAGGGAAUACAAAAACAAAAUAAAAUAAAUGUUUGGAUAAAGAAAAAAUAUGUAAAUCACUCACUAUUUGGUUACUGUGGGGUAGGAAAUUUGACUUUUUGCCUACAUACUAUAUAGAUGACCUCUCCUGGCAUUUGUUUGCUUCGCGGCUGUAUGUUGUAAUUUGGUGACAUAUUUCCAAUGGGCUAAUCUGCAGCGAAUCCAGGAACAGUAAAAACUAGAGAAUGCAUUCUCAACUGUUCCAUGCAGCAAAAUUGGAUUUUGACAUGUUUUAUAGGAUCUUAGAGGGUCUUUGAAAUCUAUUUUUAGAAUUCACAAGACAACUGUACCACUCUUAAUACCCCCUCUUUUCACCGAUUUACAGCUUGAAAUAGUUAUCAGACUUAUACGAUAACAGGAAAUAGGCAAAAUGGAAGUUGAUUUUUUUAAACAGCUUUUCCUAAAAAAAUUAAUCUCAGAAAUAUAUGACAGGCAAUGAUAAUGUGAUCGACAUGUUCCCCUUAAUAUUAAUUUAUAUCUAUAGCAGACACAUCUGACAAAAAAAGUGACAGCUGAUAGCAAAAUAAAGAUUAGCCAUGUACUUUUAGAAGUUACCUCCUUUGUUACAUUGGCUUAACUUGAUCCCACGCGAUGCCAGCAGUUACAUACACUGUAUGUUCCUUUAUUAACUAUUGAGAUACUGUAUUGUACGAUUUUGAGAUGAUAAAUUUUAGGAGUUAGAGGGUAAACAGGUCAGGUGUCUUUUAAAAAAACAUACAAAAAAACUAAGAACAUCUAUAUGCAAUUUAAGAUUGCAAAAAAAAUGUUUAAUUAUUUCUAAAAAAAAUUUAAACAGUAUGAAUGGUGUUUUGGAGUUUGUUGACACUCAAGAUAUGACUGUGAUGACCCAGACAGAACACUUCAUGGCAACUGAUGUUGAGUGGGAUCCAACUGGCAGAUAUGUUGUUUCAGCGGUCAGCUGGUGGGGACAUAAGGUGAUUUUUAUUACCAUUACAGAUGUAAAAACAAAAUUUCUGCCAUUUUCAUUUUGGAACUGUUUAGUAAUUUAGACAUUGGGAAUUUUACAUCACUUUUUUCAAUUGGAACAAAAAUGGAAGUCUAUUAUUAUUUGCCUGCCAUCUCUGUAAACAAUUGACAUUUUCCCUUCAAGGUUGACAAUGGAUAUUGGUUAUGGAACUUCCAAGGAAUUCUUCAGCAUAAGCAACCGUUAGAAAAGUUUUGUCAAUUACAAUGGCGACCCAGACCUGCAUCAUUACUUAAUGAAAAUAGAAUCAAGGUAAUUCAGAUUAAUUUUCUUUAUUUUUUAUGUAUGUAUGAUGAAAAAAGACACCUCUUAUCUGAUAAAUCAAAUGAGAGAUCAUCUUUUAUUCUGACAACAGCUAAAGUAAAUAUAUAUAUGUUUUGAAAUAUUGUUAGUCUCAAAGCUUUGUGAUGUUACAGUAUUGCUGGUUAUGUACAUAAAUGCAGUAAACUAAUGUACAAUGUCAAAGUAGGUAUGUGAUAUGGGCAUUUUAAGUAUUUGUCUAAAAAUGUUAAUGUCUAUUUAGGAAAUAAAAAAGAAUUUCAAGACAUGGGCCCAGAAAUUUGAACAGGAAGACAGUAUGAGGAAAAUGACAGCAUCAAAGGUAAAUUGGCAAGACUUUUUUUUUUUUUUUUUUUUCAUCUGUUGAUCAAACAAGUGUUUUUAGUUUAAGGGGGCAGGCUACCAAAAAAAUUUUAUUAAUAAUUAACCAACUUAGAGCAAUUAUUUUAUUAUGGUCACGUUAAGCUAUGAAUGGAGAUAUAUUUUCAUGCUUUAAAAUAAAAAAAAAUUAUAUCGUUGCCAUGGCAACGGCGGCCAUCUUGAAAAUAAUACCCAUUCGUAGAGUUCUAAAAUUUUAAAAACAAACAUACAUAUUGCUUAAAAAUUGAUUGAUUCAUGAACUUCAAUUAUAUUUAGACGUACUGAGCUAGUUUAAUUUCCUUAAAACUUUUCAAAACAUUUUUUUUUUUAAUUUUUAAAAUUUGCCUCGGCAGAAAACGCUUAAAAUUUACCAUCCUAGGAUUUGAAAAAAAUUAUUUUAACAAAAGUAAUUGACCAAAUUGAUUUUUGAAUAGCUCAUUACCCACAAAAUAGUUAAAGGUAGAUACACACCAAAUUUUAUUACUCUAGCUUGUAUAUUAGCUGAGAUUUUAGAAUUCUACGUUACAAAACAACAGAAAAAAACAAUUUUGAGAAAAAUCAAUUUUAAACUUUAAAAGUGAAAAAUUUUAAGUUUAAUAUGAAAAUGAAGUUCUUUUACAUAGUUUUUUUUGUUCAGCAACAUGGACAUGGUGGUUUCUUAUAUUAUUGAACUGUUGAAUGCACCAGGAACAUGGGUUUUAACUUCUUGAACUUCAUCAGGUGCUCUCGUCAAAAUCACAAUUUUAAACAAAAAAUUUUUUUCCUCUGGAAUAAAGCUAAUUUGUGUUGUAUUAGAAUUUUUUGUUCAGCAUUAUAAUAUAACACAAGUUAUCCAAAGUCCCCAAUCAACCCUUUUGUCCAUGAUCCUUUUAACCAUGCUUAGAUGACAAGGUUAUGUUGCUGUCACCAUCACUGAAAUUAAAGCAUAGUUUCAUGGCAGCAAUGCUAUGUUGAAACUUUUGUACCUAUUCUGUGUACUUCUUUCAUCAAAGAUGUCCCUCAUACCAGAGGUGAAUGAGUUAUUUGUCUAUUAGAAAUGUAAUAAUUGGGAAGAUACUUGCUCAUAAAUGUUUCAUGUCUUCGGCAUAGCGCAGUUUUUAUACUUUGCGCAGGUUAUAAAUUUUGCGGUGCAGCUGGAUUGUUUAUCGCAGAUAUCAUAGAUUGCAACUUUUCAUAGUCCAUGCCAUUGUCCUUCAGGCCUUAGAGUCUAUAAUUGAUAAUGACUUGGUUAUCCAGUUGUUGAUAUGAACAAUCUAACCACUCACAAUCUAGUCAUUGUUAUGUUCAUAGUAUUUACUAUUUUGUUUUGCAAUCAGCUGUAAGUUAUGGCUUCUGCAAUUCGUCCAUUCCACUGCAGACAGAAGAAAAUUGGUAAAAGCUUUGAAUUAUGAUCAUUUCGAAAUCAAUGUUUAGCAGUCCCUCUGUAGAAUUCUUGUCACUGAAGAAUUAACUUUUGCUCGGCUCGGUAGAACUAAUUGGGGGCUGGAAUGGAAUUAAAAAAUUAUAUAAACAUUAUUUAGCAAAUAAUAUAUUGAAAAUGAUCUCAAUAAGCCUAUUAGUAUUAUUUAGAUGUUUAGGAUUGCUAAACUAAAUACUUAUUUUAUUAUAAUUACUAUUAUUAGUCAAUUGAACUGAUCUUAUAAAUAAGGAAUAAUAUAAAACUAAUUAGCUAUUACUAUUAAUAAUUGUAUGCAGAUAAAAAAAAUGAAUAAGGCUAAGAUUAAACUAUUUCAGUUAAAAUAUUCUAAUACGAAUUAUUUUGCCCAUACUCCUAAUGCUAAUACCAUAAUUAUAAUGCGCUGUUGUUACUGAAUGUUAGUCCUAGCCUUAGCCUAUAUAACUAUAUACUAUUAUUUUGAACGAAGUGUCUACACGUCCGGCGCGCCGGACAUGUAGUGCGCAAGAUAUACGUCCGGCGGCUUGUCACGUGACCGCCGGACAUGGCCGGACGACUAGUAGUUUUUAUAAUUCCAAACGAAGUACGGUUUAGUACAUCUUGUGUGGUCUUGUGGUAGAGUGGUUGCUUGACGAUAGGAAGGUUUGAGGAUCUAUACCGGGAAUAGGGUCGUUUUUUUUCUACCCAUUUUAAUUAAAAAUAUUUUGUAUAUAUUUAUCUUAACAUGUUCCUCAGCAACAGUAGUUUCAUGAGAAGUUUUUACAUAUUUUGUAGCAAUUGAAAUAAUUUAAAAUGAAAUCUUUUACUUUAACUUUUAUUGGUUGCCUUAGCCUACUCCACACUGGCCCCUAAUUUAUUUUAUGGAUUACUGAAAUUACUGGUACACAAACUCAAAUAACAAACUAAACAAAAAUGUUUACAAGCCACUUUCACUGAAGUUUUUUUUUUUAUUAUUUGCAUUCAAGAUACUCAGUACAUUACUUGGUAGAGAAAUAGAUUUUAAAAUUAACAAUAGUUUUGAAUUAUUCGCAGUCACGUGACAAGGCUGACCGACAAGAUAUCUCUCGCCACUUUGUUACGGCGGUCAUGUGACUUGGUCGCCGGACACAUAGUGCGGGAGAUAGACGUCCGGCGCGCCGGACGUGUAGACACUGCCUAUUUUGAACUACUCGAUUAUUUAUCAAUGUUGUUUUGUUAGACAACUAUAAAUAAAUAGACUUAGGAUUCAUAUAAUUUAAAAAUUCACUUGAUUGGUAAAUAUAAAGACUAAUAGUAGAAACUUAUGUAAUUCUCCGCAUAAGGCAUAAGCUAAACAUAAACUCACAAACAAUCCACACGCACGAUCAAUCAUCAAGGCAACACAGUGACAGUACUGACGUCCGAACUGAAUAAUUUCAACUAUCACCGAUUGCAUGUUGCUAAAUUAAGGUCAUUUUUUUAGUAUACUUACCUUGAAUUUCUGGCUUUUACCGAAUGGGUAAGGUUGUAAACGUGUAUUUUAAAAUCAAAAUAUGCUGAUGCUUUCGUUUGCAAAAUGUCGUUCUGUACACAGAACCAUGAUCCGGUAAACACGCAUAAACAACGCAUUUGCGCAUGCGCGAGUCAACGGUAUCUUGGUUACCCUCGGUUCGGACCAAUGAAAAUCGGUAAAAUAAUUAUAUAAAUAGAAGUGAAGAAAAUCCUACACACACUUCGCUUGUGGAUCCGAUUAUUUGUAGCAAUUAUAUUUACUGACUUCGAUUCUAAAAAUAAAAAAAACUGCUUGAAUUUACCUUUACGUUGAUAUAUAAUAAUAGCAUAUUAUGUUAUUUAAAACUAGUUUUUUGAGGUCUCAAACAUGGGAUAUGUAUGAAUUUUAUUUUAUUUCCAAAAUUAGGUCAAUUUUUAGAGUGGGGAGGGGUGUUAAAUAUCAGUUGUUUCACAACAAAUCUUUUAAAAAGUAGUAUCAAUUGAUAUGUAAUCGAUUCUAAGAAUGUUUAUCUUCGUAAAAAUGAAAAAAUAAAAAAAUGGACAAUUUUUGAAAAUUUUAGAUAUUUUCGGGCGCCUAACCCCUUAAAUUAUUUAGAAAAUAUUAAAUGUGAUCUGGAACAGUUUAACAAAAUUUUUAGUACCCGGUUUCUGAUGAUUAACUUUUACAUUAUUUUAAAGGAUAUGCUUGAGAAACGCAGGAAGUUGAUGGAUGAUUACAGAGAUUACAGAGCUCUAAAGGAACAGGAAUUUGCUAAAGUAAAAGAUCUGCGGCUUGAGCUGCGCUCAGGUUAGUUUCUUUUAAAAUAGAUAAGUUGUAAAAUGGAGAGCAGUGAUGUUUACAAUACCAUCUUUCGGCUGAUCUUCUGUUGAUGUAUAUUAUGUCUAGCUGAUGCUCUUCAUUAAAUUGUUAAAUUCAUUAAUUUAUAAUAGGACAUUUAUAACAUAUGCUAAACCAUAUUUAUGUGAAAUAGUUAUAUUGGCAAUAUAAGGCAGAAUUUCAAACUGUUGCUGUAUUCUGCCAACCUAUUUGUUUGACCAGGUCUGGUUACCUCACAAAAGUGCCAGUGACAAGGAAAUUAUAGAUAUUAAAAAUAUUUAAUUAUUAAAAAAAAAAUUGUAUUAUCAAGAACUAAAACAUUAAUAUUACGACAAACAAAAUCAGCUUAUUUCUUGACCAGAUUGCUAAUAAGGCAAAUGGAUAAAUAUCGAAUGUUGUAGUUGUACGAUAGUAAUGUUUACAUAUUGUUCUUUAUUAAUUUAAAAUCUUUUUUGAAUUAAAUUUACAUUGUCCGUUUUACUUUUAGAGAUUACUUGUCUUUCUUUACAGGUAUUGAUACUGAUGAGCUACAUAAUCAAGAAGACAACUUCACUGAGGAAACCAUUGAAUUUUUGGUUAAAGUUGAAGAGAAGAUUGUAGAAGAGUAAUCCUGACAGUUGCUAGCGUUACUGACUUUGCUGUGUACUACUUUAGUGCACUGAUUUAAUCUACACCUGACUGCCCGCCUAUUUCCAUUUGUAUUAGUGGGAAACAUAAAUUGGACUUGCCUGUGCCCUAAUUCUACAAGAAGGGUGCCCAAUUUAAUUUUAAUUACUCUUUCGCGUGAUCUUAUUACAAUCAAAUUUGGUUACUGCUACUACAUCUGGCUUGCUUUUAAUUUCUGAAAUACUUUUAAUUUGUAUUGUGUGUGAAUAGUGUUUCAAUUCAAUUGCCAAGAUUUGUGAAAGAAUUAUUUCUUGUUUGCCCUAUUAUAUAUUUAUAAUUAUAUAUAUCUCAUGAGACUCAUGGUUAAAACAGCUCUGAAUAUGACUUAUGUAUGUAUUCAUACAGAUUUGUUUGAUAAAUGUGACAAACUUCCAUCUUACAUUACACUAAAUCUAAUAAUGCUAGUAGGCUAUUUUUCAGGUCUCUUUCCGGUUCCAUAUAGGUUAUGUGAAUAUUUAAAUUUAAAGGUUUUGGCUUAUUAUUUAUGCUCUUAUUUUGGAAUGAUUAUCAAUAAUAAAAAAUCUUCAAAAUUAU
Messenger RNA from Lymnaea stagnalis (great pond snail), 15086 nucleotides. Lineage: Eukaryota; Metazoa; Mollusca; Gastropoda; Lymnaeidae. The record is from the annotation of a GenBank genome assembly.